AUGUACAUUAGAAACCACAGCAACAGCACCAGCACAGACUCGAACAGUAGUACAAUGGGACACGCACCCGACACGCCCAAAGACGAGGCCCAGUCCAUAGGUGCAGAUGCCUGUGAGGCUCCCAUUGACUGCGAUGACCCAGCAGCGCUCGGAGAGUGUACAGCAACAUCUCGACCAACACCCCCACAAGCGAGUGAUAUGUGGUGUCUCACGAGCCAGACGGACUACAGUGUGCCAUUGAGUGGUGCGCAACAUACAGGACGAGAGUACUUGAGCACGCACAGGGGUGGAGUUGUCACAGCAGAUAUGGUCAAGAGAAAUGAAGUACGGAAGAGUUCUACUAUGGUGUUUGACACGCACAAGCACAAGCGAAAAGCCACCGCUCCUCGGGAGCCUACAGUAGACUACGUACUUCCGAAAGGUUCCAAAGGUGCGAAGCGGUCGCGUGGAAUAUCCAAUACAGGAAAGCACAAACUCGACGAUGAGGUUACCGUGGUAGAGACAACACCACGUAUUCCACCUCAGCAGCACACCAGAGGUCCACUGCCCCGCAUACCAUUGCACUCAGAUGCAUGUAUGGCACCAGAAUCAGAGCCAUACUGUGCACGACAGUCCCACACAGCCCCAGACAGGAAGACUCGACCGUGCGCUGAAGAAAGCAGACCCGCGUACUGGCAGUCUGGUACACAGUACUGUCCAGGAAGUGCGUAUGUACCGCAAAAUGAAGACGCCACACGCGAUCAGCCACAACAGUAUACGUACAUGAACCCACAAGCACCUCUUGUCUACACACCAACGACACAAUCCUUUCCACCAGUACCACCAAUAACGUCACCACCACCACCACCACCACCACCACCACCACCAUCGCAACCGCCGCUAGGACAGCAACAGAUACAAUCGCAACCACAAACACAGUCACAACCUCCAUUGCAGCCAUACAUGCAAUCACAACAACAGCAGCAUUCUACACAGGCCCAGCAACAGGCACAAUCGUUGACACAGCCACAGCCACAGCCUCCAUUGCAGUCAUACGGACAGCUAAAACAACAACCAUAUCAACAGGUACAACAACCGACACAGCAAGACCCACAGCCACAGUCAGAGACACAGCAAUGGUCACAACCACAACUGUACAAACAACAACAACAGCAACAACAUCAGUCACAGCAACAACAUCAGUCACUGCAACCACAGUCCCAGACAUGGGCGCAGCAAACCCCACGUACACCAUCGAAGCAGCAUCAACAACCACACACGCAGACACAACAAGGGCCACCGUAUCAACCACAGCGCUCGUCUGCCAUUAGCAAGCCACGCUAUGUUGUACAAUCACCUACAACAGAACCAGCAACACCCGUUCUCUUGCACCCCACAUCCCAGGAUGCCACUCAGCAGGGCAAUUCUAUCACCACAAAGACGUCAUCUACGACCACCACCACCACAACAACACGCGAGGUCACCUUGGCAUUGGGAGGUCGUAUUGUGUCGCACUGUUUGAACGGUGAUGAUGAUAGUGUGGAAUCUGAGCUCAACUUGUCCAGCGCCGUGCAGCAGCUGCUGGGACUGUGCCAAAAGGAAACCACUGAGCCUGCUCCAAUGAGUACGCAGGCUCAGAUCUUAGCACCACCACCACUACCACCACCACCACCAUCACAACUUACCUGGCAAACACCAAUACAUUUACAAGUACAAGGGCAAGCACAACCACACACCCCACAAGCACCACCCCCACCAAUAAACCCACAUCAAGAGAUACAACCGCAGCCACAAUCACAUCACGUUCUCGUGCCACCAGCCUCAGCUGUUUAUGGGCAAACACCAUACCUAGGUACACCUACAUAUGGGGUGCUGCCAACUUCCAAGCAAACUUAUGCAUACCCAGACAUGCCAGGACAACCCCUACCGCAAAGUGUGUAUCCAACACCGCCACUGUCAGAGGGUGUGAGUCACUAUCCCAAUGGGUCAUACAAUAAUGAGACGGUGUGGAACAAUGCAUAUACACAGGUACAAGCACAACCACCUCCACCUCCACCUCCACCUCCACCACCGCCAGUAAGUGCGCCUGUAUACAUGGAGUGUAUUGGGCACACUCAAGGGUCAAGUGGGUGGUAUGAGUAUGAAUAUGAACCAUCCACAACUAACGAGAUAGGCGCUGAGAAUGCACAUCAGCAGCCACACCCGCCACCGCCACCAUCACCACCCUGGCAGUGA
Molecule: messenger RNA, 2214 nt
Organism: Sphaeroforma arctica JP610
Lineage: Eukaryota; Ichthyosporea; Ichthyophonida
Exons: 4
Coding region: 1-2214 (737 amino acids)
Source: RefSeq, a predicted model, not a curated record